AUGACAGAAGAAUAUGGUAUUACAACACUGACACGGAGAUGUUUACGGGCAUCGCGAAAAAUCCUAUGUCCAAUACAUCGACCCGCCACCUCGGACACCAUCGCUCGUCGCCCUGAAGUAACGCAUGAACCCGAACCUCAGCUCAAUACUCCAUGGAAUCUCGAACGAAUAUCCCCAGGCCAUGCCACAAACGACGGUUCACUCCGAUGCCACGAUGAUGAAACCGAGAUAUCUGGCGCAUAUGUAUACCUGAUAGAUUCUGGCAUAAAUUUCUCACACACUGAAUUCUCUGGCCGGGCUUUGAACGGAGCGAACUUCGUCCCAGGGUCACCAGAUUACGAUGAAGUUGGGCAUGGCACUAUUAUGGCAGGAAUUAUUGGAGGGACUACGUAUGGUCUGGCUAAGAAUUGCACCAUAAUUUCGGCCAAGGUGGUGCAUAAAAUGGGUAAAGGCAAAGCAGAGCGGCUCCCCCAGGCUGUUGAAUGGGCUAUCAACGACGCCAUUGCGAAGGGCGUCGCGGAAAGGAGCGUCAUGAACAUAUCUAUCGCCUGGAAGUACAACGCCAUGAUUAAUAGUGCCGUGAAGAAAGCUACGAAGGCUGGUAUCACGGUCAUUGUUUCGGCGGGUAAUCAGGGUAAGCCUGCUUCUACCUAUUCCCCUGCCUCAGCUAGUACUGCCAUCACAGUCGCAGCGAGUGGCCUCGAUAACCGCCGUGCUCCGUUCUCCAACUACGGCCUCCAGGUUAAUAUAUUCGCUCCGAGUAUUCGUGUCCCUACUGUCUCGAGCUCAGUUGGUAAUGGAUCUCGUUAUAGUUCUGGCACGAGUGCGGCAGCGGCGUAUGUGUCGGGUCUAGCUGCGCACUUUAUUUCCAGCGAGAACUUGAGGGGUUGCAAGGCUGUGAGGAGGAGAAUUAUGCGCGCGAGUUUGAACGGUGUGAUAAAGGAUACGCGUUGGAGCAGGAACCGCCUUGCGUCUGACGGCUUGGCAAGAAAUUGA
This is a messenger RNA of Fusarium tjaetaba, 996 nucleotides long. RefSeq lists its product as uncharacterized. The record is from RefSeq and is a predicted model, not a curated record. Gene Ontology annotation, molecular function: serine-type endopeptidase activity. The transcript has 2 exons. Bases 1 to 996 code for a protein of 331 amino acids. NCBI's taxonomy places the organism in Eukaryota, Fungi, Ascomycota, Sordariomycetes, Hypocreales, Nectriaceae. Gene Ontology annotation, biological process: proteolysis.